UGAGGGCAGGAGAAUGGCCUGUAGACCACGAGACGUUUUCUCUUUCAAAGACUCAGAACUUCCCUCCCAACUGCUCGGCCAGCUCAACAUCCUCCGGCAGGAGCGUAUCCUGACAGACGUCCUGCUCUGCACGGAGCAUCAGGAGAUCCCCUGUCACAGGAACGUCCUGGUGUCCAGCAGCCCGUACUUCCGUGCCAUGUUCUGCAGCAACUUUCUAGAGAGCAGUCAGGCCCGUGUGAAUCUGAAGGGAAUCUCUUCGAAUGUCAUCAGCGGCAUCGUGGACUAUGUCUACACAGGCUGCAUCACUAUCACAAUGGAGAUUGUGCUCCCGCUCAUGCAGGCAGCAUCCAUGCUUCACUAUGGAGGUCUCUUUGAGGCCUGCUCGUUGUUUCUCCAGGAGCAGCUGAGUCCAGAAAACUGUCUGAGCAUGAUCCGGCUCUCUGAGAUCCUUCACUGUGAGAGUCUGAGGGAGAGAGCAAAGGAGAUGGCCGUUAGGUUUUUCUCUGAUGUAGCUGCAACAGAGGACUUCUGUGAGUUGUCUCUUCCUGAGCUCAUGUGUUACCUAGAGGAUGACCGACUUUGUGCAGAGGAGGAGCAAGUGUUUGAGACCCUCCUGGCAUGGAUCCACCAUGACCCGUUCUCACGUCGUGGUGCAAUCCAUGAUCUCUUCAAGAAAGUUCGUCUUCGCUACAUCCAUCCAACGUACCUCUUCCAGUUCAUUGCCAACGACCCUCUGGUACAGUCCUCCACACUCUGUACGGAGAUAAUCGAGUCAGUGCGUCGCCUCAUGCUCACAGUCAGUGCUAAGUGUAGUCGUGAGCUCAAGCCGCUUUGGACCACACCACGGCGUUAUACCUGCAGAGAGACACUGGUGGUGGUUGGAGGACGCAAAAACAAUGAACAAACUUCUCGAGAAGCCUUACUAUAUGAUGAAAGGACUCAUCGUUGGCAAUGGUUGGCCAAGCUCCCCCUGCGCCUCUACAAAGCUGCGUAUGUGUGUAUUCACAGCAUCCUCUAUGUGCUUGGCGGGCUCAGCCUCUGCAUGACAUCAGGCGACAGCUCAGUCAGCGCCACAGUUUACACACUCUCCCUUAAAACCAACCAGUGGAGGACUGCCGAGCCCAUGUUGGAGCGACGAUACGCCCACCAGAGUGUGUCCUAUCAGCACUUUAUUUUUGUGUUAGGAGGCAUUGGGGUAGAUAAGCGAAUCUCUCAGUCAGUAGAGAGGUAUAACAGUAUGUUUAAUCAAUGGGAGGCCAUGGCGCCGAUGCCCACAGCGGUGCUGCAUCCAGCUGUUGCAGCCAGUGAUCAGAGGAUCUAUGUUUUUGGAGGGGAGGAUGCCAUGCAGAACCCUGUCAGGCUGAUUCAGGUGUAUCACAUCUCUCGCAACUUGUGGUCGAGGCUAGAGACAAGGACAGUGAAAAAUGUUUGUGCCCCCGCAGCGGUCAUAGAGGACAAGAUCUACAUCAUAGGAGGGUACACAAGGCGAAUGAUAGCUUACGACACCAAAGCCAACAAAUUCGUCAAAUGUGAGAAUCUAAAGGAGCGAAGGAUGCAUCACAGCGCUACGGUGAUCAACAACAAGCUCUAUGUCACCGGUGGACGCAUCCUCAACAGCCACGAUGUCAUCGAGGACUCAGACUGCUUCGAGUGUUACGACCCAAAGACGGACGUUUGGACUUCAAAAGGCUCUUUGCCAUACAAGCUCUUUGACCACGGCUCUCUGCCGCUGGUCUGUGUUUCCAACAGACCCAACCCGCCGUGAUCUAUCAACCAGGAUGCUACUUUUGGCGAAUGCUUAGCUGCA
Molecule: messenger RNA, 1807 nt
Organism: Seriola dumerili (greater amberjack)
Lineage: Eukaryota; Metazoa; Chordata; Actinopteri; Carangiformes; Carangidae
Gene: klhl38a
Product: kelch-like protein 38
Exons: 4
Coding region: 14-1765 (583 amino acids)
Molecular function (GO): protein binding
Source: RefSeq, a predicted model, not a curated record